Messenger RNA from Aphanomyces invadans, 826 nucleotides. RefSeq lists its product as hypothetical. Lineage: Eukaryota; Oomycota; Saprolegniomycetes; Saprolegniales; Verrucalvaceae. The coding region runs from base 15 to 767 and encodes 250 amino acids. The transcript has a single exon. The record is from RefSeq and is a predicted model, not a curated record.
CGCCGCCACCAACGAUGAAGUGGUCGCUGUUCCUGCUUACGCUUCUGCUCUUGUGCGUGCCUCUUGAGUCCGUCUCGACGAACAAGCAAAAGAACGCGCUCGGGCAAGCCCGUCGCGCGGCGCUUGGCCAACACAAGAAUGCCCUCAGUAGCGCGCGCCGCGCUGCGCUGGGGCAAACCAAGACCGCGUCGAUGCCACGCAUGUUCAUGGCGGCUUCUUCCAAGCAAAUUCUGAAGAACCAAUGCCACGGCUAUGGCCUUGUGGCGUCCGCGAGUGGACAUCACCACGGCGUGUGCAACGAAUUCGCAUUGAUGCCGCAACCGACGUGCGCUUCCACUGGCGGCGUCUGCACAUCUUACAGACUUGUGCCGCCGCGCGAGGCCGGCUACGACCCGUCCGACAGCUACGAACCCAAAGCUUCCUCAGGCACUUCUCCAGAAUCAUCCACGUAUCCGCCCGUUCCACCCGUCGAAACGCCAUUCUCGUCGACAUCCGCGCCGGAGAUGCAUCCUGGCGGGUCCGGAAACUCCCCAUCCACGACCGUCAAGCCCGACAAUGCGAGUGGAGACAAUCCGGCUGACAAAAAGUCGGACGCGCUGUCUCCUGGCGCGAUCGCUGCCAUCGUGACCGGAUGUGCUGCAGUCGUCGGGUGUGCCGGCGUCCUGCUCUACAUGAAGAAGCGCCAGAAGAAGCGAGAAGAAGAAAUGUUCACCCAGGCCCACCACGACAUGGAGGAUCCGUCGCACACGGGAUAUGCCGCCAUGUAGCGCUCCUAUCCAAGCAAAAGCAUGGCGCGCCACGAUAACAUGUCCACGAUAUGGUUCAU